Molecule: messenger RNA, 6175 nt
Organism: Globicephala melas (long-finned pilot whale)
Lineage: Eukaryota; Metazoa; Chordata; Mammalia; Artiodactyla; Delphinidae
Gene: SLC2A12
Product: solute carrier family 2 member 12
Biological process (GO): circulatory system development; D-glucose transmembrane transport
Cellular component (GO): membrane
Molecular function (GO): symporter activity
Source: RefSeq, a predicted model, not a curated record
CAAAGCUUUCGGAAAUAGAAACAAAGUUGGUCACAAAUCACAUUGGCUUUGCCCGAAGUUUUUUUUCACCUUUCUUUAGCAUGCGACCAUGGGGAAAGUGACCGCUCGUGUCAGUGGGGGAAGUCAGGGUGGUUUAGUGCCCAGGGAACGGCUGUAACUUCUACGUGACCAUGGUACCUGUUGAAAACGCAGAGGCCCCCAGUCUGCUGAAACCGAAGGGGCCAGCAGCCGAGACUGAUGGCAGCGACAGAGACAGCGGCGGCCGGCAUCCUCCCUGGGCGAGAGGUUGCGGUAUGUUUACUCUCCUGUCAUCUGUCACGGCUGCUGUCAGUGGCUUCCUGGUGGGGUAUGAACUUGGGCUCAUCUCUGGGGCUCUUCUGCAGAUAAGAACCUUGUUAGCCCUGACCUGCCACGAGCAGGAAAUGGUUGUGAGCUCCCUCCUCAUCGGGGCCCUACUGGCCUCUCUCAUCGGAGGGGUCCUGAUUGACAGGUGCGGAAGAAGGGCUGCCAUCAUCCUUUCAUCCUGCCUCCUUGGACUUGGGAGCCUGGUCUUGAUCAUCAGUUUAUCUUAUGCGGCUCUCAUAGCGGGACGCAUUGCUAUUGGGGUUUCCAUUUCACUCUCUUCCAUCGCCACGUGUGUCUACAUCGCAGAAAUUGCUCCCCAACACAAGAGAGGCCUUCUUGUGUCGCUGAACGAGCUGAUGAUCGUCAUUGGCAUCCUUUUUGCCUACAUUUCAAACUACGCGUUUGCCAAUGUUUCCCAUGGCUGGAAAUACAUGUUCGGCCUUGUUAUUCCCUUGGGAGUUUUGCAGGCGAUUGCGAUGUACUUUCUUCCUCCAAGUCCUCGGUUUCUGGUGAUGAAGGGACACGAGGAAGCUGCUAGCAAGGUUCUCGGAAAGCUGAGAGCCAUCUCCGAUACAACGGAGGAACUCACUGUGAUCAAAUCUUCCCUGAAAGAUGAAUAUCAGUACAGUUUUGGGGAUCUGUUUCGUUCAAAGGACAACAUGAGGACCCGAAUCAUGAUAGGCUUAACAUUGGUAUUUUUUGUACAAAUCACUGGUCAGCCAAACAUAUUAUUCUAUGCAUCCACUGUUUUGAAGUCCGUCGGCUUCCAGAGCAACGAGGCAGCCAGCCUCGCCUCCACAGGGGUUGGGGUUGUCAAGGUCCUCAGCACCAUCCCGGCCACCCUGCUUGUAGACCAUGUCGGGAGCAAAACCCUCCUCUGUGUCGGCUCCUCUGUGAUGGCAGCUUCGUUGGUAACCAUGGGCAUCGUGAAUCUCAACAUCCAUAUGAACUUUACCAAUAUCUGCAGAAACCAUAGUCCUAUCAACCAGUCUUUGGAUGAGUCUGUGCUCUAUGGACCAGGGAACCUGUCAGCCAGCAAUGACACUCUUAGAGAAUCCUUUAAAAGGAUGGCUUCCCGCAGCAGAAACUCACUAAGGCCCACGAGAAAUGACCUGGAUAAGAGAGGAGAAACGACCUUGGCAUCCUUAUCGAAUGCUGGACUAAGCCAAACUGAGUACCAGGUCAUCACAGACCCUGCGGACGUCCCAGCUUUUUUGAAAUGGCUGUCCUUGGCCAGCUUGCUUGUUUAUGUUGCUGCAUUUUCAAUUGGUCUAGGACCAAUGCCCUGGCUGGUGCUGAGUGAGAUUUUUCCUGGUGGAAUUCGAGGACGAGCCAUGGCUCUAACUUCUAGCAUGAACUGGGGCAUCAAUCUCCUCAUCUCUCUGACCUUUUUGACUGUGACAGAUCUCAUUGGCCUGCCAUGUGUGUGCUUUAUAUAUACAAUUAUGAGUCUAGCAUCUCUGGUUUUUGUUGUUGUGUUUAUACCCGAAACAAAGGGAUGCUCUUUGGAACAAAUAUCAAUGGAGCUGGCAAAAGAGAACUAUGUGAAAAACAAUAUUUGUUUUAUGAGUCAUCACCAAGAGGAAUUAGUGCCAAAACAGCUUCAAAAAAGAAAACCCCAAGAUCAGUUCUUGGAGUCUAAAAAGCUACGGGGUAGGGGACAGCCAAGGCAGCUUUCUCCAGAGACCUAAUGGCCUCAAAACCUUACAACUGUUGACACAGUAUGAGAACAUUUAGGGUGUCUUCCUACCAAUACAUAUUGGCCACUCCCAUGUUUUCUCUUCAGUAUCACAGAGCUAGUUUAAAAGGGACACCCUGAAAUUAUAGAGACAAUCUUUAAUCUCUACCCGCCCAAAAGGAACCAUGAAAGGUAGGUGAGGAACAAGGUCCCAAGUGAUCCCUUUCUUACUCUGAGCAGAAUACCAGGUUAAAAAAUAAUACCGGUUGGUUAUCUUCCACCUUCUUCACAGAGCAGCCUUUGAAAGACUAUGAACUAGUGACGAGAAUAACUUUUACCUUAAGGUUUGUAUGCAUAGAGGCCAGUUGCGGCUUUAUCAUUAAGACACAGAAGCUGUCUGAACAUAAGCUUAUGGUUUUUUGCCUACCUACCAAGACACUACCUGCACUGGGUCUUGUGUAAAAAAGAACCAGGACACAAUGUGGACAACUGCAAACAUGUUCUAGGUUAGGAUAGGGUCCUGGUUAGGAUUUUAGCGAUCAAUUUCUAAUUACAGUUCAACAAGGAUAAAGAUUAUACAUCCUAUUUUAUGAAUAAUGAACUACAAUGUAAUUCAAAAUAUCCUUUUAUGAAUUUGGUAUUAGUAUUAUAAAAUAUUAAGAGAAACAACUCUGCAAUAGUUGAGAAAAAUAAGCAUUUUCCAUCCAUUUUAAAAAAAUACGGCUAGAAAGGACAAUUUCAAAAUCCUGGGACCAUAUUUAUUUAGAAGUAGCUGUUAGUAAAACACGAGAAAAGGAGUCAAGCCAGUAGGUUAUUUAUCCAAAUCUGUCAGUAGUUAGGUCUGAGUUACUAGGUCAAGCUUACACAGUUCUCUCUUUGUAAGGCUUUCCUGAUACCUUAACAGCGAUCCAUAGUUUCCUGUGAUUCUUCGCACUCCUCAGGACUAUCACUACCUCAGGUUAUGGCCUACAGGCUAUAGCUGAUGCUGACUUUCAGAUGCCUGCAAACAUAAUAAAUGACAUCCAAACAUCGGGACAAUUCCCUCAAUAUGGUCUUCUCUAGGAUGAAACAGAGAUCACCGACUGUACCAGAAACUUGGGUUUUCACCCACGCAACAAUGGAUUGCUCUCUUCUGUAUUUCACCAGUUGAAUUUUAAGACGUGGGGAGGCAUUUUACCAAUAGAAUUUGGAUACGAUGAUAGAAAAUCUACAAUAAAGAAUCUCAAACCACUUAUGCAGUAACCCAUUAAAUGACUAAUAUUAUAAACCAUGGGAGACACACACAGAAAGUACUGCACAACCUAACUUGAAAAAGAACACAAAAAUAUGAUUAACCUGAAGAAAGGAGAAUCCUAAGAGUCAAAAGCCCUUUUUAUUCAGCUUGAAAAUUUUCUAUUGGCCCAUAACAAACUGUCCCAGUUUGAUAUAAGGAAAUAUGAUCUACUGCAUUCCCUUAUAAUGAAGUGAUCUGACUACAACCUAUGUAAGCAAUAGUAAAACUGUAUUAUCAGGAACUCAGGAGAAUGACUAAAAGUCCUGGUGCUGAAACAUACUAUCUAAAUUAAAAUUGGCAAGGGAAGUUAUCAGUAAGGGAGAUUUGCAGUCUUCAUUCUGCAUGGUACAUUUCAUAUGCAAGUUAGAACAUGCAUGGUUCACUUGUUUUGGAAGAAGGGAAAGUGUGUUCUGGAGAGGAUCAAUUUAAGAAAUUUAUUAUGAACCUUCAGUGCAAUUAUACGCUGAGAUUAAAAAAGGUCAAGACAGGUAAUCAAUACGAAUUUCUUUUUCUUUGCCAAGCAUCACAGAUUGUAAGAUGUUUAACAAAAUUGUUACACAUUUCACUGUGCAGUUCAAACACUGUAUACACUUUAGCUAUCUCUUGGCUUAGCCAUACAUUGUAAAUGGGCAGGAAACUGUUAUAAACCUAGUAGGUUUAUCACUAAGUGAUUUCAACUUCAGUAUCUUAAACACUGUCUUAUAUUUUUCUUUUAUUAUCCAGAAUCUAUAAUGAAACAGUUCUGUUUUCAAACUAAUUUUUACCCAAUAUGCACCCAAUUAGAGCUUUUUGACUUUCAAAAAUAAAAAAGGGGGAAUACUUAUAUGUAUAUAUUCACAGUUUUUAUUUAUUAAAAAAAUGUACAGCACUUGUGAAAAGCCAGAAGACAUCAGACACACUCAUUUCUUACCAGCUUUGUUAAGUAUAGUGGGUCACCCAUGACACUUUGCCAGGCGAUACUCAAGCAAGCAGCCCUGAAACCAGACCCGGUCAGAUUGUCUUUCUCCCUCUUUUCUGAGAAAGCAUUUUGAUGAGCUACUGAUCUACAUAGUUUUCAAGUCACUCGAAUACUGAAAAAUAUUACAACAAACAUCUGGAUCUGCACCUUGGCUAUAUAAUCGUGCUUCCCCCCCUUUUCGCUAUUUCUUUUUUGUGAACACUGCCAAACAGGAGGUCACUUAAUUACUGUUAAUUAAAUCUAAGUGGAAAACCUCAAAUUUUUGAAACAGUCUGCUCGGAACCUAUAACUUUCAUUGAAUUUUCUUCUGUAUAUUUUUUGAGGUUGCCUAUCCCACUGGAUCUCAAAAUGAAGCAAAUAAACACAAAUGUAAAAAAUGAGAAGUCUUAAAAUCACAAUUAAGUCUUUCCCAAGAAAGAAAAUAUAAAAGUUAGCCAUUGGCCCCAACUUAUGAGGGAGUGAGAGGCAGGGUAGGGGAAGGCAUUGAGAAGAAAGAAGAUAAAAAUAAACAUAAAAAAUAAUACAUAUUGUUCAGUGCAGCUUUCAAGAUUUUAGAAUAUGGUAGGGAAAAUGGAGGUUAAGAUGUUCCAAUUUUUCACAAAGGUUUCAAAACAUUUUGGAAAUUCAAGGUUUUAGUGGAAAACUGUGUUGUACUAUUACCUCUAUUAAUUUUAACUGAGAAGCUAAUAUGACGCUCCACUCAGCUUUAUUUCUAGGUAAAAUCAUUGUUAGUAAUUACAUUGUUAGUAAUACUAAACUCCUAAACACAAACGGCCAAGCACCACUGCAGCCUGAUCCUAUAUUACCAUUCCUGGGCCCAUGGGUGAGCCAGAGAGCCACUGUUUCACAAAUGCAUAUUUAUUAUAACUUUAAGAGGAGCAAUCCCAUAUACUGAGUAGUCGCUCUUUAGCUUCACUAAAUAAGACACAGCAAGGGGAAAGACUUAUCUUGCAAAAUGGCUUUCAAGUUCAAAUUGAACUGUAGUAUAAUUAAUUACACUGUGGCACAGAAUCAGCUUUUGGGCACUUCUUGCUAAAACAGCACGAUGUUUCAACUUCUGACAAGACUCUUAGUAAAGCCUUGAGUACCAACCUAAGAUUUUUACUUUCCUCUAACCAGAGUUGAGUCUUUCCAGAAUAACAAAGGUACAUAUGAGGUACAACCCAUCACAGCUUCUUUCUUAUAUUCAUCUUGUAGGUAAGAGUUUCUCUUUUUAAAACUACAACUUUAUGACUUUUAAAAGAUAGUUAACAUUUUCUAUCAUGUUAAAUUAGCAACAUAAAACAUUACGCUGACUUUAUAAAGUUCUACUCCAGUUCCCUAGAAUUUAUAUACAUGUUUUUAUUUCUAAUCUGCAAGAAAAAAAUUCCUAUUUGAUAUUUGGUAACAGAGCAUUAAAAGAUACUAUACACAUGUGGCAUAUAUAUAUUUACAAAAUACACUUCAAAAAGAAGCCAACACACUUUAGCAAAAGUCUAAGCUUGCAUAGAUUAAAAAAAAAGAAUUAUGAAUACAAUUUUUGUUAAAAUAGAAAAUGGGGAAUAGAAUGGAUAUGAAGAGUGAUCUUUUCCAAACUUUUAUUUGUGCACAUUCAAUUGAAAAAGAUAACUUUUACAGGUUCUUUGGUGCCCAUAUUCAGCAUACAAAAAUGUAAAAGACUAUUCACAAAUAAAACACAUCAGCUCAAACUGGAAAAAAAUAAUGACAACAACAAAACACUUUAAGGUAGUGCACACUGUGACAGCUCUGCUCGUGGGGACAUGAAAUUACUGCGAAAAUAAAUAGAAUGUCCUUUUGUAAAAGCAGCAAUGUCAUGUCUUGUAAACUUCCUUUUUAUAUUACAGCAAGGUUUGAAAUAAAAUCCAAAGGGACUGGAGCUUACACUGUAGCCGUGAAUGAAUAAAAGAGUCUAUUUCCUCAA